Echinostoma caproni is the source of this 2523-nucleotide messenger RNA. NCBI's taxonomy places the organism in Eukaryota, Metazoa, Platyhelminthes, Trematoda, Plagiorchiida, Echinostomatidae. The record is from the annotation of a GenBank genome assembly.
AUGUUUUUCAUUUUUCUUAUAACCCAUAGCAACCUUCGGGAUGAGCUUGUGGAGAAACAGAAAGUACGCAUACGAAAUGCGGAAGCCAGUGGAGACGGACAUUGUUACAACUGUGGCCGAUUGUUUAUGGCCGUGUUCAAUCCACCCGUACAAUGCUACCUUUGCAAACACGAGUUUUGUCGCAUGUGUAUGGAAAAGAUGCCCAAAUCCAAGGAACUCAUUUGCAAAUUUUGUCGUUUCGAAAGCGUGCAUCGUGGUCGACUCGGCGUAUGGUUCACCGAGGAACUUAAAGUGGCCCGGGCUCAAGGUCGUGUACGUGGAGUAAGCGGUCCGGAGGCGCUUCGUUCAUCUCUCCUUCGACUCAAGCGCAUUUCUCCGUGUCCGUCAUACACCACAUUCCCUGAGGAGACAGGAAACGCGUCUGAAAUGGAACCUGACUAUGGACAUUGGGCCGCCUCGGUUCCAGAACCGGCACCAUCAAUAGAUCGAUCAUUGUCACGGACAUCACUCGACGAUUUAGAGAUUCCGUUCGUAAAUGUUAGGGAUGACGGCGAAGACCUGGACACAACUUAUCAGCGUAAUGCAAAACAGCUGGAGCAAAAAGAGGCUUCGAUUCGCUCAAAAGGAGAAGUCUCCGUUUCAUCUGUCGCACCUCGAGAAGAACAACCUACGGAUAAAUCUGAAUGGAUGAGUCCUCGAGUUUCUAUUGAACAUGCCAGUCCCCCACUUAAAACUUCCACAGUCAGUGUCAGUCGGAACAAAAUGUCGUUUGGGGAAUUCGAGGCGUCUGAAGGAGAACCAAAACUGCAAAGCCUCGAUGUCGUGGGUCAGGAGACACCGAUCAAAUCGGCCUCGAGGGUGCAAAAGUCAUACGAGAGUGAGUUGAGAACGCCCGACGACACGGAGCUACUCUCCGAGCCAUCAUUCAUAGGUAUGCUCCAGGGUGAUUUGACGGGGGCUGAGGCGGAAUCCCACCUGGCAGCCAGACGUCGAUUCCGACGCGUGCGAUAUUUGGACAGUCGUGGGUCAAUGGAGAGCUUGCCUAUGGGAUCAGACAGUGGCUACGGACCACCACGAACUGAGAACUGGGUAAAUGAAGCUCAAAAAGAACACGAUCAGAGCUCAAAUGUUUCGCGUAAACCACCUCCCGGACCGCCUAGUGAUAGCUCCUACGAGCGCACGCCCAGUGCGAUAUCCGAGCGUCCCCCAGGCUCGGUCGCAAGUGUCUCACGUCCGGCCACACCCUCCCAACCCAGACCAGAUCUCCACUCAUCGUUCUCCGAUCUACGCAGCCACGGUCACAAACCUCGCUUGAGCUCGGAGGCCGGGAGCAAGUCGACUUUGAGUUUAGCCAGCAAGCUGCCAACCGUGUUCCCAUCGCAUUGUCAGGGAUCACCAAUGGUUACGUACAAAGCUUCCAUACAACCAGUUUUUGCUCAGCCCGGCGAUGAGCGUCAAACUCUGACUGAGAAAGAGUUUGGCGAACUGGGUCCAUUGAACAUGCCCGAUGAUCACGUGACCAAAGCGAAUAGUCUACGAUAUCUGAGUCCACAUUCGCAUGCUCGUGGCACAGGUUCCAUGCUGAGCAUCUACAGCGAACGGGAGUCAAGUUACACCCACGGGAUCGCGAUUACCGGUGACCUACGGCUAGACAUCCGUUAUGAUACACAAAGUUCCACGCUGAGAAUCGCUGUCAAACAAGCACGUGAUCUGGCCAUUGCGGACAAGAAACACCAAGCCUGUAACCCAUAUGUGAAGGCAUAUCUCCUACCAGACAAGACCAAGGGUAGCAAACGUAAAACUUCAUACAAGAAGCACACCAGGAAUCCAGUCUUCGAGGAGGAACUAAAAUAUCAUAUUCCCUACAGUGAACUCUCCGAGCGAUCCCUACAAAUCUCGGUCUGGCACAAAGCUAGCGUUGGUACAAAUCUGUUCCUCGGGGAAGUGAUCAUUCCCUUCGCUGACUUCUCUUUUGAUGCCGGCGCUAAUUGGUAUCCUCUAUCAGAAAGGCGUCAGAUUGCUCUUUCACCCAGUUUACAAAUCUUCCGUGGAGAAUUGCUGUUGGCCCUGAAGCUCGUCCCUGGUGGUACCAUGGGACGACAGAGUGAAUUGCACGUGUGGAUCAAAUCGGCCAAGGGCUUGAGCACCUCUACAACUGGUCGAUCAAAAAGUUCAACUGUGGAUCCUUAUUGUAAAAUAUACAUCCUGCCUGACAAAGCAAAGAACAGUAAACGAAAAACUGCUGUGGUAAAGAAGAGCAAUAAUCCGGAAUGGAAUACCAAUUUUGUUUAUCAGAAUAUCGAUCGAACCCAGUUGAACGGCAUGGGUUUGGAAAUAUCUAUCUGGGACCAUGAUCGGCUCUCAUCCAACGAUUUUCUUGGCGGUUGUCGACUCAAUAAUGGCAACAUGUCCCAACGAUGGAUGGACGCAACGGGAACCGAACAGUCUGUUUGGAUUGCUAUGAUGGAGCGUCCGCAAACGUGGUUCGAAGGCCUGAUUCGAUUACGUGCCAAUCUGGACUGA